This is a messenger RNA of Nyctereutes procyonoides (raccoon dog), 1909 nucleotides long. RefSeq names its product transmembrane protein 184C (gene TMEM184C). Gene Ontology annotation, molecular function: transporter activity. The coding region runs from base 9 to 1421 and encodes 470 amino acids. Gene Ontology annotation, biological process: transport. The transcript is spliced from 10 exons. NCBI's taxonomy places the organism in Eukaryota, Metazoa, Chordata, Mammalia, Carnivora, Canidae. The record is from RefSeq and is a predicted model, not a curated record.
UCUGUAGUAUGCGAGUUGACAAAACAGCCAAAGAACGGGGAUCCCCAGUACAGUCUCCUUCGAGCUCUUUUUCCUUGCUACUUGGAGCUGAUUUAUGCGGAAACAUGCCUUGCACUUGUACGUGGAGGAACUGGAGGCAGUGGAUUCGACCUUUAGCGGUGGUCAUCUACCUGGUGUCCAUAGUGGUUGCGGUUCCUCUGUGCGUGUGGGAAUUACAGAAGCUGGAGGUUGGAAUACACACCAAGGCUUGGUUUAUUGCUGGAAUCUUUUUGCUGUUGACUAUACCUAUAUCUCUCUGGGUGAUAUUACAACAUUUAGUACAUUAUACACAACCAGAACUACAGAAACCAAUAAUAAGGAUUCUUUGGAUGGUACCCAUAUACAGUUUAGAUAGUUGGAUAGCUUUGAAAUAUCCCAGCAUUGCAAUAUAUGUGGAUACCUGCAGAGAAUGUUAUGAAGCUUAUGUCAUUUACAACUUCAUGGGAUUCCUUACCAAUUAUCUAACUAACCGGUAUCCAAAUCUGGUAUUAAUCCUUGAAGCCAAAGAUCAGCAGAAACAUUUCCCUCCUUUGUGUUGCUGUCCACCAUGGACUAUGGGAGAAGUAUUGCUGUUUAGGUGCAAACUGGGUGUACUGCAGUAUACAGUGGUCAGACCAUUCACCACCAUUGUUGCUUUAAUUUGUGAACUACUUGGUAUAUAUGAUGAAGGGAACUUCAGCUUUUCAAAUGCUUGGACUUACUUAGUUAUAAUAAACAACAUGUCACAACUGUUUGCCAUGUAUUGUCUACUCCUAUUUUAUAAAGUACUGAAGGAAGAACUGAGUCCAAUCCAACCUGUUGGCAAAUUUCUUUGUGUAAAACUGGUGGUUUUUGUUUCUUUUUGGCAAGCAGUAGUUAUUGCUUUGUUGGUAAAAGUUGGCGUUAUUUCUGAAAAGCAUACAUGGGAAUGGCAAACUGUAGAAGCUGUGGCUACAGGACUCCAGGACUUUAUCAUCUGUAUUGAGAUGUUCCUUGCUGCUAUUGCUCAUCACUACACUUUCUCAUAUAAACCAUAUGUCCAAGAAGCAGAAGAGGGUUCAUGCUUUGAUUCCUUUCUUGCCAUGUGGGAUGUUUCAGAUAUUAGGGAUGAUAUUUCUGAACAAGUAAGGCAUGUUGGAAGGACAGUCAUGGGACAUCCUAGGAAAAAGUUUUUUCCUGAAGAUCAAGAUCAAAAUGAACAUACAAGCUUGUUAUCCUCGUCAUCACAAGAUGCAGUUUCUGUUGCCUCUUCUGUACCACCUUCACCCAUGGGUCACUACCAAGGGUUUGGACACACUGUGACUCCCCAGACUACACCUACUACAGCUAAUAUAGCUGAUGAAAUAUGUAAUGACACUACAGAAGAGAAAAAAGAACUUAUAGACAAAUCCGUGGCCUCCUGAACAGUGUGCAAAAGCAAACUGCUCCUCCUACCAUGUUAUUUCAUUACCUGGUAUCACAUUGCUCAGGAUUUUGUCCUUGGGACAAACCAUAAAUGAUGGAAAAUUUCAACACUAAGAAGGUGAAAGCCAGGUACAACUACUGGAUUUAUAUAACUGAGUUUUGUAAAUCACAAAUAAUCAGUCUAAAUAUCCUAGACUUAGACUUGAUUUCUUAACAUUAGAGUAUCACAUACUCAAAUGGUAGAAAAUGACUCUACUAAAUGUUCCUAACAUUACAUUGCUUUAUCAAGAGGAUGGACAUUAAAAAAAAAAAAAAAAUCAAUGCUUCCUACCACUGAUGCAUGAAUAUAAUGCUCUGGAUUUAGCAGAAAGUGUAAUUUGGAAAUAUGAAUUAGUGGAACUUAAUCAUGUGCCAUAUAUGCCUACCUAACAAUUAUUUCUCUAUUUCUCAACUGGAUGUCUUUCAAUAAAUAAGAAUUUAUCAUUUA